This is a messenger RNA of Saprolegnia parasitica CBS 223.65, 450 nucleotides long. RefSeq lists its product as hypothetical. The transcript is spliced from 3 exons. Bases 1 to 450 code for a protein of 149 amino acids. The record is from RefSeq and is a predicted model, not a curated record. Lineage: Eukaryota; Oomycota; Saprolegniomycetes; Saprolegniales; Saprolegniaceae.
AUGGCCGUCCCCGAGCCCAUCGGUCAAUCCCACACCAAGCCCAUCAGUGUCGUGGGCGAUGCAACGUACUGCAUUCCGGGCCCGAUCUGUGUCGGCGCGCACGACUACCCUGCGGGUAAGAAUUGCCCCAAGAAGGGCGACGUCGCUGGCCAAGACUGCGUCGGCGGUAUUCCGAGCUACUCGAACGGCCAGUGCGUCUUGACGACCGAUGCCGUGUGCCAGCAAAUGAAUGACGGUGUGUGGGGGUGCAUGCUCCCGGAGGCCGCGCCGAUGGCGCCCACCAGCAACUCGUCCACGACAGUCAAGAUGGCGGUCGCUGCAUCAACGGAUCUGUCGCCGCCCGACUACACGGGGUAUUUUGUCGCGGGCGGCACUGUCGCCGCGGUCGCGGCCGUCGCCAUGGCCGUGCUUAUUGUCAAAAAGCACAACGCCGAGACACCGGUGCUUUGA